AGAGAGAGAGAGAUAGAGUUCUUUCCUCCUCUAGGUGAGUCAAAGCUAAAGGAGGAAGCAGGAUGUCAUGACGGAGGGUUGGGGCUAUGGCACAAUGUCUGUCUCUGCCCUGAGUAAGGGCCACUACUGCCAACGAGGAUUGUGGGAAAUGGCCCCCGAUGUGCUGCUGUUCAUCUUGGCACUGACAGCCUGUCUGAUUCAGCCUGCUCACUGUGAAGAGAGUGAAGGAUCUGGAGUUACAAAAGCAGAAGCACAAAGCACUGAGAUCUCAACAACUAUAACCCUCACUCCUCCUGUGACCAGUGGAACAUGGAGCAGCACCUUUACAGUUGAUGUCCAGGAGGAAGAUGUUCCUGGAGGUGCUGAAACACUUGCCCAGGUUACUCUGGAGCAGAACUCAACGACGAAUCUGAGUCCUAAUAAAACAACCACAGAUAAGAAGCUCAAGUCAGCACCCAAGAGUUCUGUAUAUCACACUACAGUAGUAACUCCCGAUAUUCAAGGGCAGAAUAACACCACGCAGGAAGAUGACCAACAGGAGGAAGCAGACUCGUGGAAGAUGGUCAUGAUUGCUGCAGUGUGUCUGACCCUCACUCUGCUCCUGGCAGUUGCUGCGGCCGGAUUACUGAUCACAUGCAGGAGGAGGAAAAAAAACACAGCCGAUUCUGAGAAGGACGAUCCGUAUCUGGAUGAAGACUUUGGAGAGAAGGUGCCGAUGCCUAUGUUUGAAGACGACAUGCCCUCGGUGAUGGAGUUGGAGAUGGAGGAUUUUGAGAAAUGGAUGAUAAAAGGAGGGAGCAACAUCAGCAUGGACUCAAAACAGCGACAUCAUUCAUGAGCACACUGCUGUAAUUGCUAUUGGACUCGGCUAGAGAAAGAGAGAAAAAUAGAUGGAGCACUCAGCAUCCUAUCAUGCUAGUAGCAUCUUUCCUGUGAACACACACACACACACACAC
Messenger RNA from Hemibagrus wyckioides, 956 nucleotides. RefSeq names its product transmembrane protein 154 (gene tmem154). The coding region runs from base 68 to 838 and encodes 256 amino acids. The transcript has 11 exons. The record is from RefSeq and is a predicted model, not a curated record. NCBI's taxonomy places the organism in Eukaryota, Metazoa, Chordata, Actinopteri, Siluriformes, Bagridae.